Fragaria vesca subsp. vesca is the source of this 1709-nucleotide messenger RNA. RefSeq lists its product as uncharacterized. The transcript has 6 exons. The record is from RefSeq and is a predicted model, not a curated record. Bases 248 to 1657 code for a protein of 469 amino acids. Lineage: Eukaryota; Viridiplantae; Streptophyta; Magnoliopsida; Rosales; Rosaceae.
ACACAUCCUCUACCCAAACUCUACUUCCCCUCUUUCCUCUUCUCACACAAGAUUUGAUUUUUUUGAAAUUUCGUAGCCGGAGUUUCUCGCCGGAAAUUGAGACAGUGAUCGUCGAUCAACCAUCUGGUUACUUCCGAUGGAAUUCAGCAGUGUCUGUACUAAUUGACACUUCAAUUUGAGGACUCAGAGUGGAGGUGGAAUCAAAUUUUUGGUCUUCCCUCUUUACCGUGAAGUAUAAGAAGCAAAAAUGUCUUUUCAGAACAAGGGGUUUUGGAUGGCAAAGGGUGCGGGACAUGACAAUGAUGGAGAUGCAACUUUUGGUAACCCUUCUAGAAUUGAACCAAAGCGGUCUCACCAAUGGUUUGUAGAUUCUGCUGAACCCCAGCUGUUCCCCAACAAAAAGCAAGCAGUACAUAUUCCAAACAGCAAAUUGAGCGUGGAAAUGCCAAAUGAAAAUGUCUCUUGGGAGAAUCCUUCCAGUUUUCAGUCGGUUCCACAUCAAUUUAUUGACCGGUUAUUUGGAUCUGAUACAGCAAGCUCUACCAACUUUUCAGACAGGAACGUGUCUCCUGUUGGAUCAGAUGAUUGGAGCAUAAGAACAAAGGGUAUCGAUGACCAAUUCGGAUCAGAUGCACCUGUAAAUUUGUCCAUAUCUCAUGCUAUUGAAAAUCCUGAAGUAUGUCUUGGCUAUGCUGGAAUUAGAAAAAUUAAAGUCAACCAGGUUAAGGACAGCGACAUUGACAUGCAUGCGUCAAGGGAACAUGGUUCUAGUAGGGAAUAUAACAUUAAUCUGCCCACAAGUCAGGCAUUCGAUAGAACACACGAAACCGGUUUCAUAUCAGCUGGGCAGGCAUAUGAUAAGGAGCAUGAUAAUGUCACAUUAAUGGGUCAUGCCUACAACAAGGGAGCUGCCCAUGUCAGACCUUUAGGUGCCAGUUAUGGGAAGAGGGAAGAAAAUGUGAUAUCAAUGAGUGAUGGUUAUAGUAAAGGGAAUGCAAAUAUGAUAUCUUUUGGCGGGUUUCCCGAUGAACAAGAUAUGAACACCAUGGGAAGGGCUGUUGCAAACUAUGAUCAAUUAUAUCAUCAGUCUUCAGUUCAGACAUCAGAAACUGCGCAUGAGAAAGAAUUGGACACAACAAAUGCCAAUGCAGUUGAUAAUACUGCGUCUGUAGCUAAAUCAAAACCAGAAUCAGCUUCCAAGAGUAAACCAGAAAGCAAACCGACAAAGAAACAAGCUCCAAACAGCUUCCCCUCUAAUGUUAGAAGCUUGAUUUCAACAGGCAUCUUAGAUGGCGUUCCCGUAAAGUAUGUCUCGAUGGCACGUGAGGAACUUCGCGGAAUUAUAAAGGGUGCCAGCUAUCUUUGUGGGUGUCAAUCAUGUAACUUCACUAAGGGGCUUAAUGCUUAUGAAUUUGAGCGGCAUGCUGGUUGCAAAACAAAACAUCCAAACAAUCACAUAUACUUUGAGAAUGGGAAGACCAUCUAUCAGAUAGUACAGGAAUUAAGGAGCACCCCUGAGAGCUUGUUAUUUGAUACAAUGCAAACAGUCUUUGGGGCUCCGAUCAAUCAGAAAGCUUUUCUCAGUUGGAAAGAAUCCUUUCAAGCCGCAACUCGUGAACUUCAGCGCAUUUACGGAAAGGAAGAACUGAACUUGUAGGAUAUGCAUAGGCCCCCCUCAACUGUAACAUUGGUAAAGUCUUGUAUGUGUA